This is a messenger RNA of Belonocnema kinseyi, 1982 nucleotides long. Its product is annotated as stAR-related lipid transfer protein 7, mitochondrial-like. The transcript has 7 exons. Gene Ontology annotation, molecular function: lipid binding. The record is from RefSeq and is a predicted model, not a curated record. NCBI's taxonomy places the organism in Eukaryota, Metazoa, Arthropoda, Insecta, Hymenoptera, Cynipidae. Bases 372 to 1844 code for a protein of 490 amino acids.
UAUAUCAGUGUUACGAGCAUUGUCUUGGAUCAUCUGUUUAAGAUUUACUAUAGUCACCGGAUCUUUGUUAUUACGAUUUUUUGCAGAGAUUUCUUCAGUGAAUGUUGAUUUAAAUGUCCGAAAAUGAAUUAUUUUGAGACUGGAUUCUAUGAGAGUAAAAUAAAAAAUUCAAACUAAGUGAAUGAGAUAUGUAUUAAAGUAUUAGAAGCCUAACUGAUUUGUUUCACAUGGACCUAUAAUGAGAAGAUUGACGUAAAUUACAUUUUGAGGAAAACAGAUAUCAUAGUACGUACCGUGGCUCUUCCAUAUAAUGCAGCCCUGAGACUCGAUAAUAUAAUAGAAGGUCAAAGACCUUAUGAGUGUCGGACAUAAUGUUCUCUCGGCACAUAUCUGGCACCUUAGCGAGAAAUUCCCAACCUAACUUUACACAUGUUUUUACCAAGAACAAGUUUCUUCUCAGCCAGUGCCGAAGCUACACAAGAUUAGCUGCUGCCCGAUCUUGGAGUAGUGGAAAAUUCAGUUGGCUAUGUAACCGACGACUAAAUUCCUGGUUCAGAGAGCAUGGUGUUCAAUUAGUGUGUUUAUGUAUAAAGCAAUUGGAGUUAAUCGCUGCACAACACAUUAGACGAAGUAUAGAGAUUUUUCAAUUAUACGAAAAGCUUUGGGAUGAAGUUGCUCUCAAAGAACUCAUCAAAUCUUGGAGACAAAGAACGUAUCAUAAAACGAAAAAAUACCUUUUCGGUACCGCAGGUGUCUCUGCAUAUAAUUGGGACUUUGAGCAAAUAACGGAUGAAAAACUGCAAAGUUUCGUCCAUGAAAUAGAUGAAAUCUAUAAGUUACUUGACUCUACACUUAUGUGUUCGCAAUGUCAUGAACGUCUGGUAGUGGAUGUUAUUCAGAUAGGCGUAAAUUACUGCAAUUGUCAGGGAAAUAAGCCUGUUACAGCUGCUUGUCGAGCAGAUAUAAUUAUAGGCGAAUCUUGGGAACCUUUUAUUGAACGCGAAGACAUGAUAAUAUGGCGCAGACUGGAAUCCGAUACCGGAUUAUAUGCAUAUAAGGUUUAUGGAUCCUUUUCUGAUGUUUCUGCUGCUGAUUUUCUUCAAGUCCAAUUAGAUGUUGAAUACAGAAAAGAAUGGGACAAUACAGCCAAAGAAUUAAAAGUUAUAGAAACAGAUCCAGUGACACAAUCAAUUGAAGGAUAUCAUAAUGACAUAAUUUAUUGGGAAAUGAUAUGGCCGAGAUUAUUUGCAAAUAGAGAUUAUGUCUACCAACGAAAAUCAGUACAUAAUAAAGAUAAUAAUAUCGUUGUAAUUGCAAGUAAAGCAACGGAUCAUCCAAAGGCUCCUAGUAGGACUGAUACACACAGAGUGAAUACUUAUUGGUCUUAUAUGGUAAUAAAAUCAUAUAAAGAUUUCUAUAAACCGGGAAUUGAAUUCGGAUUGACUUAUUUUGAUGAUCCUGGUGUGAGCAUCCCUUCAGCGGUUACUUUAUGGGUCGCUAUGAGUGGUCUGCCAGAUUAUUUAUGUCGAAUGCGCCAGGCAACAAGAGAAUACCAACAUUAUAAAUCGAACAGAGAUAAAGCUUUCACAACUGCCAUACUUGACCAAUCAAAUAAUUGUGGAACAUCGAAAGGAGAAAAAACAAAAAAACAGUCACAAACAAAUGAAACAGAUAAUUCGCAAAAGGAUUCAUCAAAAACAGAACGAGAACCUUUGAACUCCCCGAAGAAAAUUCAUAAAAUUUCAGAUAUAAAGGAAAAUGAUGAAUACGGAGAACUUGAUCCUAUGCAAGAAGAAGAUCAGGGUUUCCUGAAUUAUUUCUUUUUGACAAGAUUGUUUGCUUAAGAAAAACGAUAUUAUAUAAAGUGCAGGCUUAAUGCAGUACACGUGAUUCUCGUUUAUUUGAAUACUUAAAUUGUAGUCUAUAUGUUAUUAAACAUUUUAAUUACCAUAUAGAUUGAUAAAAUAAAUGUAAGGCUCAAA